Ilex paraguariensis (yerba mate) is the source of this 2483-nucleotide messenger RNA. The record is from the annotation of a GenBank genome assembly. NCBI's taxonomy places the organism in Eukaryota, Viridiplantae, Streptophyta, Magnoliopsida, Aquifoliales, Aquifoliaceae.
UGAACUUCGUAAUCUCUCUCUCUCUCUCUCUGCGUAGGGAGGUGUGUGUGUGUGUGAGUGUCUUGUCUGUCAUACAUAGCUUCUUUUGCAAAACACUAGACAAACUAGAAAGAUGAAGCAAUUUGGACCCACAAAUCUCUCUCUCUUUCCCUCCGGACACUUUGACGCAAACAGUUUCUCUCCCUUUAAAUCCUUUCUCCUCCGCAUGUCUCGCAAGACACAAAUGAAAGAGAAACGGAUAAUCUUUGACUCUCCCUACAACUUUUGUCCCAAAAUAACCGCCGUCUCUGGAUGUUUUGUUCAUUAUGGGCAAUCAACCCUCUGCGUUAACGCCAACCCAAUGAGUUAAUGUCAGGGGAUUCCCCAAUCCUUCACCCUUUUCCCCAUCUGGGUCGAUCUGGGUCUUCCCUACUUUGAUCGAUUUUUGAUGGGUGUUGGGGGUGAUGGGUUGCGUUAGCUCGAAACAGGCGAGAUCAGAGUCGCCUGAUUUCGAUUUUUCGGUGACUGGAAGGGACAAUGGGGCAGGGAAUUUGGAUUCCUCGUUGCAAAUUAAAGGUGGGUUUGUGCAUUUGGAGAAGAUAAAGGAAGAAUCUGAAAAGGAUAAAGAGAAGGAGGAAUCAGUUCCUAGGGUUCGUGAUUUGGGGAAAUCAAAGUCGUCAAAGAAGGGGAACUCUGAGAAAAGGGCUGCUUUUAGCUUCAGGUUUGGAAGGUUGACGGAAGGAGAACAUGUUGCUGCAGGGUGGCCGGCGUGGCUCAGUGCUGUUGCCGGAGAAGCCAUUGAGGGAUGGCUGCCCCUGAGGUCCGACAUAUUCGAGAGAUUGGAAAAGAUUGGACAAGGUACGUACAGCAGUGUCUAUCGUGCUCGAGAUGUUGAAACGAGUAGGAUGGUUGCCCUAAAGAAGGUGCGGUUUGACAAUUUCCAACCAGAAAGCGUCAGGUUUAUGGCACGAGAAAUAACAAUUCUACGCCGGCUUGACCAUCCAAAUAUUAUGAAACUGGAAGGGAUAAUUACUUCACGAUUAUCAUGUAGCCUAUAUCUUGUUUUCGAGUACAUGGAACAUGAUCUCUCGGGAUUAUUAUCAAGUCCUGACAUCAAGUUCAGUGAUGCGCAGAUUAAGUGCUAUAUGCGGCAGCUACUAUGUGGGCUUGGGCACUGCCAUUCACGAGGAGUAAUGCAUCGAGACAUUAAAGCAUCCAAUAUUUUGGUGAAUAAUGAAGGCAUUUUGAAGAUUGCAGAUUUUGGUCUAGCAAAUUUCCUUAGUGUAAGGAACAAGCAAUCAUUGACCAGUCGCGUAGUAACUUUGUGGUAUCGUCCUCCUGAACUUUUAUUGGGGUCAACUAAUUAUGGGGCGUCUGUGGAUUUGUGGAGUGUGGGCUGUGUAUUUGCUGAGCUUUUCAUUGGGAGGCCAAUACUCAAAGGGAGAACUGAGGUUGAACAAUUGCACAAAAUCUUCAAGCUUUGCGGUUCUCCACCUGAUGAGUACUGGAAAAAGUCUAAACUUCCUCUUGCGACAAUGUUCAAACCCCAGCAUCCUUAUGAAAGUACUCUUCGAGAGAGGUGUAAAGAAUUUCCAAAAACUGCUGUGAACCUUAUAGGAACUUUUCUUGCCAUCGAUCCUUCCAAUCGUGGGACUACAUCAUCUGCCCUUGAUUCUGAGUAUUUCACAACGAAGCCUUAUGCAUGUGAUCCAUCGAGCUUACCAAAGUACCCACCCAACAAAGAGAUUGAUGCAAAGUUCCGUGAGGAAGCACGAAGGAAAAAAGUUGGCACUACAGUCCGGGAAUCUGGAGUUUCGAGAAAUCCUAGAAGAGUCCGCAAACCUUUGCAAGAACCAAGCACUUUCUGUAAAGUGGUACCAACAGAGGAGGUGGAGGCUAAUAUUCAGGUCACUUAUAGACAUAAAGGUUCCAAUGCACAUUAUCCUAAAGGAAAAGGAGCCACUGUAUAUAGGGGAUCACUGAAGUCAUCAUAUGAUACAGUGUCAGAGGCUUCUCAAGGGACAGAGGUAUCUCAAGUGGACAGCGUACGCUCAGUCCCAAUACAAAUUACACCAUCAAGUGGCUUUGCAUGGGCAAAGAGGCAAAAACAGGGUGCUGCAUCAACAAGAUUAUUCACUCAGACCACUUCAAGGAGUCACAAAUUUGGUGCAUUAGAGCCAUCCAGUGUACUACAGGCACAGGAUACUUUGGACUCAGAAGGGCAAGAAAAUGAAGAUGUUUCAAGCGGGUUCUACAAUGAUUCAAGAGGCAAUGAUGAGAUUGCAAAACGUGCAAUGCGCAGGCAACAAAGUCAUCCCUAUCGACCAGAUUCUUUUGAUUCCUCUAAUUUAUACGACUCCCAAGAAUUAUCAGUGGAUUAUAAUGAUCAACCCAAAAGAGUUCGAUUCUCAGGACCAUUGCAAUUACCAUCACAUAGAAUUGAGGGAAGACAAGAAAGUCUUAGCCAACAAGCUGCUCAUAGAUCCCGUUUCUAUGGAGACUAG